Zymoseptoria tritici IPO323 is the source of this 1605-nucleotide messenger RNA. RefSeq lists its product as uncharacterized. The record is from RefSeq and is a predicted model, not a curated record. Lineage: Eukaryota; Fungi; Ascomycota; Dothideomycetes; Mycosphaerellales; Mycosphaerellaceae. The coding region runs from base 1 to 1605 and encodes 534 amino acids. The transcript has a single exon. Gene Ontology annotation, molecular function: RNA binding; pseudouridine synthase activity. Gene Ontology annotation, cellular component: nucleus; cytoplasm. Gene Ontology annotation, biological process: mRNA pseudouridine synthesis; tRNA pseudouridine synthesis.
AUGUCCACCGACUAUACCACCUGGUCGAACUCUGCUCUCAUCGAACGAGUCACAGCCCUCGAAACCCAACUCCGAGCGCAGAACGAAUCCGCCCUCGCCUCCACCGCCGCAACCUCUGCCCUCGACAAGAAACCUCGAAAAGCUCCGAAACCCUUCGAUCCCUCCCGCUACAACACCCGCCUCAUCGCGCUCAAAUUCGCCUAUCUAGGCGGCGCAUACAAUGGUUACGAACAUCAUACGAACAAUACUACACCUCUACCGACGAUCGAAGAGGAGUUAUGGCGAGCGCUGAGGAAAGUGCGAUUGAUAUUCCCGGCGUUCAAGCCGGAGAAGAGUGAGGACGACGUGGAAUGGGAAGGGUGCGAGUACAGUAAAUGCGGGAGGACGGACAGAGGCGUCAGUGCAUUUGGACAGGUAGUUGGAAUCAGAGUGAGGAGUAACCGGCCGAAGCCAUCACCACGGUCCGCAGAGAAUGCUGAGGUCGAGGAGGAGACCGCUGCGGACGCUGCGAAACAAGAUUCUACCCCAGACGACACCCUAGAGAAACCCUUUGACCCCGUCGCCGACGAGCUUCCCUACAUUCAACUUCUCAAUCGUGUCCUUCCGUCCGACAUCCGCAUCCUCGCCUGGUGUCCCACUCCGCCGUCAGACUUCUCCGCGCGCUUCAACUGCAAAGAGCGGCGGUAUCGCUACUUCUUUACGAACCCCGCCUACAUGCCUUUACCCGGGAGUUCCGCCUCGAAGCGUCGCGGAGCAGAGGAUGGAUGGCUGGACAUUUCCGCUAUGCAACAGGCGGCCGCGAAGUAUGAAGGUCUGCACGAUUUCCGAAACUUCUGUAAGGUAGACGCUUCGAAGCAAAUUGGCAAUUUCGAGAGGAGGAUCUUUCACGCGGGCAUUCAUAAAGUGGAGGGCACGGGAGAGGGCCCGGAGUUGUAUUGGUUCGAGGUAAGAGGCAGCGCGUUCCUCUGGCAUCAGGUGAGGCAUCUCGUGGCCGUGGUGUUCUUGGUCGGACAGGGGUAUGAGGAUCCAAGUGUGGUGGACUACUUGCUUGACGUGGAGAAGACGCCUGGCAAGCCGGCGUAUGAGAUGGCGAGUGAUGUCCCCUUGGUGCUGUGGGAUUGUAUCUUCCCGAAUGCCGAGGCGUUGGCGAAUGGUGAUCAUGGAUCUGGCGAGCGGAACUCGAAGGGAUAUGUGGAUGAUAUGGAUUGGGUGUAUGUUGGCGAUGAUCGUGGCGGAAGAGAUCCAGCCAAGCGUGCGCUGCCAGCUGUGGAAGAUGGCAAGCAUGGCCGUAAUGGUAUCAUGGAAGAGCUGUGGUCAUUGUGGCGCAAGCGGAAGAUGGACGAGGUGCUGGCAUCAAGUCUGAUGACCGUUGUAGCAGCGCAAGGCCAGCAGUUCACGCCUGCUCAGUUGGAGGCAUCGUCUGGCUCCAAUCGGAGUGCUCGUCUCUUCGACGGCAGUGGAGUGCCCAAUACCGUGGGAAAGUACAUUCCCAUCGCACAGCGUAAGCUCUUGGAGGCACCUGAUAUUAUCAAUGCGCGAUAUGCGCUGCGGAAAGGGUUGAAUGUCGAUAGAAAGCCCGCUGCGGAGGCAGAUCCAGGUGAUUAG